This is a messenger RNA of Ostreococcus lucimarinus CCE9901, 156 nucleotides long. RefSeq lists its product with no specific name. Lineage: Eukaryota; Viridiplantae; Chlorophyta; Mamiellophyceae; Mamiellales; Bathycoccaceae. Gene Ontology annotation, biological process: peptidyl-L-cysteine S-palmitoylation; protein targeting to membrane. The annotation marks the transcript as partial. Gene Ontology annotation, cellular component: endoplasmic reticulum; Golgi apparatus. Gene Ontology annotation, molecular function: protein-cysteine S-palmitoyltransferase activity. The transcript has a single exon. The record is from RefSeq and is a predicted model, not a curated record.
AUGAUCAACAACCGAUAUUGCAAGACUUGUCACUGCGCCAGGCCGCUGCGGUCGAAGCACUGUCCCUUCUGCAAUCGUUGCGUGGAAAAGAUGGAUCACCACUGCCCGAUUACGAUGACGUGCAUUGGUGCGAGGAAUCAGCGCUGGUUCUUCAUG